Puntigrus tetrazona (Sumatra barb) is the source of this 1730-nucleotide messenger RNA. RefSeq names its product GDP-mannose 4,6-dehydratase (gene gmds). The coding region runs from base 144 to 1274 and encodes 376 amino acids. The transcript is spliced from 12 exons. NCBI's taxonomy places the organism in Eukaryota, Metazoa, Chordata, Actinopteri, Cypriniformes, Cyprinidae. The record is from RefSeq and is a predicted model, not a curated record. Gene Ontology annotation, biological process: GDP-mannose metabolic process. Gene Ontology annotation, molecular function: GDP-mannose 4,6-dehydratase activity.
AUUGGCCGCUGAGUGCAGGUUUCUGAUGUGUCGCUCAAGCAGCUGGAGUUUCGGAUGUGUUUUGCAUCCGUUCUUGACAAACGAUCUCGCGCAGUGGAUCCAGACCUCACAGACACACUCCGGACCGAAACCAGCUCCAGAAAAUGGCUCAGUGUGCAGCAGCGGCCAGCGGCAACGUGAACGGAGACGGCAAUGCGAAGAGGAAAGUGGCCAUCAUUACAGGCAUAACCGGUCAGGAUGGGUCCUACCUGGCUGAGUUUCUGCUGGCUAAAGGUUAUAAGGUUCAUGGUAUCCUCCGCAGGUCCAGCUCUUUCAACACGGGCCGGAUUGAGCACCUUUAUCACAACCCUCAAACACACACAGAAGGAAGCAUUGGAUCCGCUGGGUCUUAUAUGAAGUUGCACUACGGAGACUUGACUGACAGUACGUGCUUGGUAAAGAUUAUAAAUGAAGUCAAGCCCACUGAAAUAUACAACCUCGGAGCACAGAGUCACGUCAAGAUCUCCUUUGACCUGGCUGAGUACACCGCAGACGUGGAUGGGGUGGGGACCCUGCGGCUGCUGGAUGCAGUGAAGACCUGUGGUUUAACUGACACCGUCCGUUUCUACCAGGCCUCCACCAGCGAGCUCUACGGGAAAGUACAGGAAAUUCCCCAGAAGGAGACCACACCAUUUUACCCACGAUCUCCUUAUGGUGCUGCUAAACUGUAUGCAUAUUGGAUUGUGGUAAACUUCCGGGAAGCCUAUAACCUCUUUGCUGUGAAUGGGAUCUUGUUUAAUCAUGAGAGUCCUAGAAGAGGAUCUAAUUUUGUAACGAGGAAGAUCAGUCGCUCUGUGGCGAAGAUCCAUCUUGGACAGUUGCAGAGCUUCAGCCUGGGCAAUCUGGACUCCAUGAGAGACUGGGGCCAUGCCAAAGAUUACGUGGAGGCGAUGUGGCUGAUGUUGCAGCAGGAGGAGCCUGUCGAUUUUGUCAUCGCGACGGGGGAAGUGCACAGCGUACGGGAGUUCGUGGAGAAGGCCUUCAAACACGUGGGCAAAACCAUUGUGUGGGAGGGGAAGAAUGAGGAGGAGGUGGGCCGUUGUCAGGAGACGGGAGAGAUUCAUGUGACGGUGGAUCCGAAGUACUAUCGGCCAACUGAAGUGGACUUUUUACAGGGAGACAGUUCCAAAGCCUUGAAGAUCCUGGGCUGGAAACCACGUGUGACGUUUGAGGAGCUCGUUAAAGAAAUGGUGGCUGCGGACAUCGAGCUCAUGCGGAACAACCCGAAUGCCUGAGCCCACACGCCUUCAUCUCCAUGCAUGCCAAAGAGGCGGUUGUCAUGUGUGUGUGUGUGUGUGUGUGUGUGUGUGUGUGUGUGUGAUCACUGGAAGAAGCAUUCAGUGCAGUUCUGUCGCUCCGUCUGUCGUUUUCUCUGCUGCUUCAGCUUUCUGAUCUCCGUUGCCUUUCUCUGUUCCUCAAUACGGUCAUAUUUAAGAUUACGUGUACGGAUUUUCACUUUGUGUUCUGUUCAAAUGAUUUUUAUCCAUUUUUAUAAAGCAGUUUUUAUUCAUAAUCGAGACACGUGUAAUAAAUAAGGGAUUAAAGGGUUUGUAGAGCUUUUUAAAGCCGUUUGCUCUUUUUAUUUAUGUGAUUCCUUAAAAUUUAAGCGAUGACAUUAUUUGGUUGGAAUUUUAAAAAUUGUUUUCUGAAUAUUUAAAAUGGAAAUACAAACUGUGAAGUUUUAAAAUUCA